Molecule: messenger RNA, 2310 nt
Organism: Scophthalmus maximus (turbot)
Lineage: Eukaryota; Metazoa; Chordata; Actinopteri; Pleuronectiformes; Scophthalmidae
Product: keratin, type II cytoskeletal 8-like
Exons: 9
Coding region: 87-1766 (559 amino acids)
Biological process (GO): keratinization; intermediate filament organization
Cellular component (GO): keratin filament
Molecular function (GO): structural constituent of skin epidermis
Source: RefSeq, a predicted model, not a curated record
CAGAGAGGGUCUAUCUGCCUGACUGUCCUUCCUGUAGCAGUCUCUCCUCUCACACCACCUCAGUGCUACAGACUCCCUCUGCGACCAUGUCUGUCAGAGCCUUGAAGACCACCACCUACUCCACCGCGUCGUCCUCUGCCAGGGGCCCAACCCAAGGCUUCAGCAGCCGCUCCUUCUCCGGCUAUGGGGGUGCCAGGCAGAGCUACGCUGUCCGCAGCUCCUAUGGGGGAGUGGGCAGCAGUGGGGCUGCUGUGGGUGCUGGGGGGUUUAAGGUGGCCGGUGGGUAUGUUGCCGGGGGCUCUGCGCAUAGAGGAGGUGGGGUAGAGUUUGGCUAUGUGGGCUUCAGUGGAGGCAUGGGAGGUGGCAUGGCCCAUGAGGUGGUGGCCCCCAUCACGGCGGUGACUGUGAACAAGAGCCUGCUGGCACCGCUGAACCUGGAGAUUGAUCCCACCAUCCAGGCCGUCCGCACGCAGGAGAAGGAGCAGAUCAAGAGCUUGAACAACCGCUUUGCCACCUUCAUUGACAAGGUCCGCUUCCUGGAGCAGCAGAACAAAAUGCUGGAGACCAAGUGGAAGCUUCUGCAGGAACAGACCACAUCUCACUCCAACGUCGAUGCCAUGUUCGAAGCUUACAUUGCCAACCUGCGUAAGCAGCUGGACAACUUGGGUCACGAAAAAGUCAAACUGGAAUCUGACCUGCAUCACAUGACGGGCCUGGUUGAGGACUUCAAGACCAAGUAUGAAGAUGAGAUCAACAAGCGCAAUGAAUGUGAGAACAACUUUGUCCUCAUGAAGAAGGACACAGAUGCCGCCUACAUGAUCAAAGUGGAUCUGGAAGCCAAACUGGAUGGGCUCUCUGACGAGAUUGAGUUCUUGAGGCAGAUCUACGAUGCAGAAAUCCAUGAGCUGCAGGGCCAGAUCAAGGACACAUCCGUUGUGGUGGAGAUGGACAACAGCCGCAACCUUGACAUGGAUGCCAUUGUCGCUGAAGUGCGUGCCCAGUAUGAAGAUAUUGCAAACCGCAGCAGAGCAGAAGCAGAGUCAUGGUACCAGACUAAGUACGCAGAAAUGCAGCAGUCCGCCAGCAGAUAUGGUGACGACCUGAAGUCCACCAAGGCUGAGAUGGCUGACAUGAACCGCAGGAUAAUGAGGCUCCAUUCUGAAAUUGAUAUAGUUAAAGCACAGCGAAACAGUUUGGAAACUCAGAUCGCAGAGGCCGAGGAGCGCGGUGAGCUGGCAGUGAAGGAUGCCAAACUCCGCGUGAGAGCGCUGGAAGAAGCUCUCCAGAGAGCCAAGCAGGACAUGGCCCUGCAAGUCCGCCAAUACCAGGAACUGAUGAACGUGAAGCUGGCCCUGGACAUUGAGAUCGCCACCUACAGGAAACUGCUGGAGGGAGAAGAGGACAGGUUAUUAACUGGAAUCAAGACCAAUAUAUCCAAACAGACAUCUGUGAACUACAGUGCCUACGGCCUGGAGAGCUCCCGCACCCCGUCCUACGUCAGCGGCUCCUUUGGUGGAAUCAGAGCAAGCAGCGGUUCAACAACUGCCCUCGAGGGAGCAGCCGUGAAGAGCACCACAGUCACCAAGACAGAAACCGUGGUGAUCAAGGCCGAGGAGAAGAAGACAGAGGAGGGGAAGGAGGAGGAGAAGGAGGAGGAGAAGGAGAAGGAGAAGGAGAAGGAGAAGCAGGCAGCGACCGAGGAGCCAGCUGCUGUGGAGCAGAGGGAGGAGGAGAAGGUGGAGGCUGAAGCUGUGGCUGAGGAAUGAUGUGUUCAGGCUCAUGGUUUCCAGUCUUGGAUGUUAAGGAAUAGUACACCAACAUAUGUUCAUCACCCAGUUCUCAAACUGUUCAUUCACCAAAGUGCCCUCACCAAAUCCUGGGUGUGUUUCUACUGUAAGAGAUGUCAACUCAACUUUCUGUCAGAUAUCCUGAAUGAAGAGGUGUUUCUGUUCUGGAUUCUGGAAACUUUAGUUCUGUAUGUGUGUUUUAAUCAGUUAAAAUAAAGUAAAAAGAGUCACUGCCAGUGGUUUAGUGAUCACGUCAAUACACAUGUUUAGACAACAGAUGGCAGUGCUGUGCCUGUUUUCCUAUGCUCCAUAUAAGCGCUGUCAGAACUUGAAAUUUUACAUUGAAUCUUGGGAAAAAGAAACAAUUGCUAUGAUACACUACUUAACUAAACAUGCUGUAUCCCUAAACAGUAGAGUUUAGAUCACUCACGGUCGUCUUCAUGACUACUAAUUUUUUCAGUGUGCUACUGUUGGCAACACCUGGGCUCCUGUUGCUCAACAAUAAAUAUUCUUCAAACUGCGA